Messenger RNA from Exophiala bonariae, 780 nucleotides. RefSeq lists its product as uncharacterized. The record is from RefSeq and is a predicted model, not a curated record. The coding region runs from base 1 to 780 and encodes 259 amino acids. NCBI's taxonomy places the organism in Eukaryota, Fungi, Ascomycota, Eurotiomycetes, Chaetothyriales, Herpotrichiellaceae. The transcript has 2 exons.
AUGGAAAAACCGACCGUCGUCCUCAUUCCCGGCUCAUUUUGUUCUGCAGCGUUGCUUUGGGACGCAGUUAUCGACGACCUCCACGAUGCUGGAUACGAAGCGACAGCCAUUGAAUUGAGGACCGUUAGUCCUCCGAGCACGUCUCCCCCUAGGACUAUGACUGAUGACGCUGCACAUAUUCAUGGAGUUAUUGAAGCACUUGCCAAUGAGGGGAGGGAAAUAUUGAUUGUUAUGAGUUCUUACGGUGGCAUACCUGGAACCCAAGCGACCCAAGAUAUGACGCUAUCCCAGCGGCAGAGCGAUGGCAAGACUGGAGGAGUUAUGGGUCUGGUAUAUGUUUCAGCACUCCUGAUAAAUGAAGGCGAGAGCUCUGAAGAUAGCUUUGCGCCGUUUGUGACACCCCAGGCGUCUCACAGCUUUUUCAAGGUUUCCGGCGAAUACCUUCACCUGGACCCCGUCGGCAGUGCGGCCGUCAUCUUCUCGGGCUUACCAAAACCUGUCGGAGAAUCAUUGACACGCAAGAUGCCUGGCCAUGCGGCAGGGUCGUUCCGCGAGCCAAUGACUAGCACAAGUCACUAUGAUAUACCGGUCACCUAUAUCAAAUGUACAGACGACAGGAUCGUUCUUCCGGACCACCAGCAAAAGAUGAUUGACGACUUUAAAUUGGUCAGCCAUAGCACUGUCAAGGUGAUCGAAGUCGAUUGUGGGCACUGCCCAAUGGUGGAACGCCCAAAGGAGACCACACAAGCAAUCAUUCAGGCCGCGAGAAGUAAUGCGUGA